CACACCAUUCCUAAAUAAGCACAAUAUGGAGAUGAUAUUAAUCUCUUUGUGCUUAACCACCUUAUUAGCAUUUCUCUUCCUAAAACCACUCCUCAAACGAAUCACCACCACCAAACCUAAGUUACCACCGUCUCCAUGGCGGCUUCCGGUGAUUGGAAACCUCCACCAGCUCGGUCCCAACCCUCACCGCUAUCUCCAUUCCCUCAGCCUCCGGUAUGGGCCACUCAUGCUCCUUCAUUUCGGCCGUGUACCUGUGCUUGUGGUUUCUUGUCCUGACGUGACUAAUGACAUCAUGAAAACACACGACCUUAAGUUCGCAAACCGCCCGAAAUCAAAAGCUAUUAAUAUAUUUAUGGAAGGUGGCCGUGAUAUAAUCUUUGGCCCCUACGGAGAAGAUUGGAAGAGUAUGAAGAGUCUGGGUGUGGUACAUCUGCUCAAUAACAAAAUGGUUAGGUCCUUUGAGAACCUAAGAGAAGAAGAGAUCAAAGUAAUGACAGAGAAGCUGGAAGAAGCAUCUUCAUCUUCUUCAUCAGUAAAUCUAAGCAAACUCCUUAUGACUCUUACCAACGAUAUCAUAUGCAGAAUCACCUUGGGAAGAAAAUAUAACGAAGAGGAAGGUGGAAUCGAUAUCAAGAACUUAGUGAUGACAUCCUCUGAGUUUUUUGGCAAAUUCUUUUUUGGAGAUUUUAUUCCUAGUUUGGCAUGGAUAGACUGGAUCAGUGGCAUAGAUGAUAAAAUGAAGGACAUAAAUAACAAGUUAGAUUGUUUUUUAGACAGCAUGGUGCAAGAACAUGUUGAUGCCGAUCACAAAGAGCCAUCAGAUUUUAUUGAUAUGUUGCUACUGAUUCAAAAGGAUAAAACCAAACGGUUUAAGUUUGACAGAAGUGACUUAAUACUCAUACUCAAGGAUAUGUUUUUCUCUGGAACAGCAACAACUGCCUCACAAUUAGAAUGGACAAUGACAGAGCUUAUGAGACAUCCAGAGUGUAUGAAAAAACUUCAAGAUGAGAUUAAUUCAUUUUCGACACAUAAUUUGAAUGUAACGGAGAAAGAAGUUGAGAAAAUGAACUAUUUACAUUGCGUGAUUAAGGAGGGGCUACGGUUGCAUCCCUCUGGUCCACUAUUGUUCAGACUACCAAGUGAAGAUGUCCAAUUAAAGGGAUAUGACAUUUCUGCAGGGACACAUGUAAACGUUUUUUUUUUCUUUCUUUUUUAAAAUUCUUAUAAGAGUAAACCUAAAUGUAAAAAUGUGCUCGACUUGGAACACAGGUCAUAAUCAAUGCUUGGGCACUCCAACGAAACCCUGCGAUAUGGGGGCUUGAUGCCAAUGAAUAUAGACCGGAGAGACAUUUUGGUACGAAUUUGGAUUUCAACGUACUGAUUCCAAAUUCGUUCCAUUUGGAGCAGGGAGAAGACUUUGCCCUGGAAUCGGAUUUUCUUUGGUUUUGUCCAAAUUGGCACUAGCCAACCUUGUGAAACGAUUCAACUGGAGACUCAAGGUCGGACCAGUAGGAGAUGAUAAGCCUGAUCUAGCUGAAGCAUCUGGUAUUGAUGUUUGUCGUAAGUUUCCUCUCAUUGUCUUUCCAUCAAUUGCGCACACACAUUGAUGAGAAAACAGAGAGCGUGUCCAAUUCAUCUGUUGAAGAAUGAUCAUUGAGUGUGGCCUUUGUUUUAGUGUUCCUCUAUAACAAAAUUUGAUAUUGGUGGUCUACAUAGAUCCGGUGUCUUCUUAAGUAAAAGUAAACCUAUGUGUGCUUGUUAGUUGUUACAUGAUGUAAUUGGGUGUGUUUGCAUAUGUAGACUAAUGUCGCUAUUUAUCUUUAUUUUAUGAAUAAAGCUAUAAAUUUAUUAUAU
Arabidopsis thaliana (thale cress) is the source of this 1854-nucleotide messenger RNA. RefSeq names its product cytochrome P450, family 71, subfamily A, polypeptide 27 (gene CYP71A27). Lineage: Eukaryota; Viridiplantae; Streptophyta; Magnoliopsida; Brassicales; Brassicaceae. Gene Ontology annotation, cellular component: membrane. Gene Ontology annotation, molecular function: iron ion binding; oxidoreductase activity, acting on paired donors, with incorporation or reduction of molecular oxygen; heme binding. The transcript is spliced from 3 exons. The record is from RefSeq and is marked reviewed. Bases 26 to 1216 code for a protein of 396 amino acids.